UGAGGCAGGGUUAGGAGACGAGUCAGCGGCUGAGGUGAUGAGGCGACGUUGGUGGCGGUAGCAGCAGGAGUGGCUGUGACAGACAUAGAACGCUGUACGGGUGAGCGGCUGGAGGAACCAGAGUGGGCCGAGCGGUUUCCCCUGAUCAUGGACUGUGGAGAAAUCCCAGAGUUUUCAAGUCCAGAGGAAGAAACUGCAUACUGGAAGGAGCUUUCUUUGAAGUACAAGCAAAGUUUCCAGGAGGCACGUGAAGAGCUGGCUGAAUUCCAGGAGGGCAGCAGAGAACUGGAAGCAGAAUUGGAAGCCCAGCUGGUGCAAGCUGAACAGAGAAAUCGGGACUUGCAAGCAGACAACCAAAGACUGAAGCAGGAAGUGGAAACGUUAAAGGAGAAGCUGGAGCACCAGUACGCACAGAGCUACAAGCAAGUAUCCUUGUUGGAGGAUGACCUGAGUCAGACCCGGGCAAUUAAAGACCAGUUGCAUAAAUAUGUAAGAGAACUAGAGCAAGCCAAUGAUGACCUUGAACGUGCUAAGAGGGCCACAAUAGUUUCCUUGGAAGACUUUGAACAAAGGUUGAAUCAGGCCAUUGAAAGAAAUGCCUUUUUGGAAAGUGAGCUGGAUGACAAGGAAUCUUUGCUAGUUUCUGUGCAAAGACUGAAGGAUGAAGCAAGAGACUUAAGACAAGAACUAGCAGUGAGGGAAAGGCAACAGGAAGUAACCCGGAAGUCAGCCCCAAGUUCUCCUACUCUGGAUUGUGAGAAGAUGGAUUCAGCUGUCCAGGCCUCUCUAUCUCUGCCAGCAACACCUGUUGGGAAAGGCUGUGAGAACAGCUUUCCUUCGCCAAAAGCUAUUCCCAAUGGUUUUGGUACCAGUCCCCUCACUCCAUCUGCCAGGAUAUCUGCGCUCAACAUUGUGGGUGAUCUCCUAAGAAAAGUGGGGGCCUUGGAAUCCAAAUUAGCUGCUUGCAGAAACUUCGCAAAAGACCAGGCAUCGCGGAAAUCUUAUGUUUCAGGGAACAUAAACAGCAGCAUGAUCAACAGCAAUGGCAUGAAGUUCUGUCAUUCAGGACAUACAACAUUUUACGAUAAAACGUCAGAUUCCCUGCAAAUGUCAUGGGUAACUGCAUCUGCUUGCCAUGAUGUGUUUGGGCAGUCAAUGGCUUUGACCAAGGCCCACCGCCAGGUCUAGGAGCUUCCAGACCAUCAUCAGCACCGGGCAUGCUCCCUCUGAGUGUAUGAACAGUGCAAGGCCACAUUGUGACUUGAAAUUGGUUCUUGAAGGAACAAGGCAAGAGCUGCUUGCAAUACUUUUCCGUUAGUGCCCCCUGCUGGAGCUGAGUGGGUGCUUCAGCACUCACAAGCUGCCCGGAGAAGAUCCCAGCACAUGUUCAGCACUCCUUAUGUCAAUACAGUCUAUUUUCUUCGAUUUUCAUCGUGGACAUUCUUUAACGUGGUCACCGCUGAUGUCUCUCUGUCUUACAGGAUGCUGGAGUUGCACUUGCUUAAAUCACCCUCUUCUGUUCGCGCCCCCCCCCCCUCCAAUUUUGUAACCUUGUUAACAUGGGUCCGCAUUGAUGCUGGCUUGUCCCUUAGCAACCCCUCUCUCCCACCACAUUGCUCUCCUUUCCUCCAAACCUUGCACUUAAGCACACAAGAUCCCUGUGUGCUUAUUCCCAGAAUAAGUCAAUUCAUGUUCAAAAGCAUUUGAGGAAGGCCUAGACUUCCCUGGUCAGCUGGGGCACUUGGGAUGCAGUAUGGACUUGUAUGUACAGAAUGGAUCUUCCACACCCCCAGUGAAAGUAAUGUACCUGAGUGGUCUUGGGACCUGACACAGCACCCAUUCUGAUGAGCUGGGAUGUGAGCCAUGGAAAACAUUUAAGAGUGACUGCAUCUCCUCUACGGAUCUAUGGAGUACAAGAAAUGUAGGUGUUGUGCAAUUAUGUCUCUUUGCCAAAGCUGAUAGUUUUUAAAAUGGAGAAUUCUCCCCCCAGUUUUGCAAUUCUUGUCCAGUCAGCUUCAUCCUGUUCAUCUGGCUUUACCUAUUUUAAGAAACUAGUGGAUUGGACUUGGCCUAAUUAAUGAGAAUUGCCCAAGAGCAAGGGAAAGGAGAAGGGAUACAAAGCCAAGGCAGGUUAUGAGGGGAGGGGGCUCAGAUUUACCACUCACUGUUUUGGAUUUUGUCAGCCCUUUUCCUUUGUAUCCUUUGCUGCAUUGACUGUUUACAUUUGUUUUACUGUACAUAGGUUUGUAAACAUGAUAUCUUUGCCUGAGAUAUUUGUACAUAACUUGGGCUUUGUAGCUUUAUUUAUUCAGAAUCUCUGAGGCAUGUUUUCCCUAGGACAGUGUAUCAGAUUUCUGUGGUGACUGCCAUCCUGUGGUUCAAUGAGAGAUGGUCCAAAAAUAAAGAUCUUUUAAUGUGGA
Messenger RNA from Eublepharis macularius, 2420 nucleotides. RefSeq names its product nudE neurodevelopment protein 1 like 1 (gene NDEL1). The coding region runs from base 148 to 1188 and encodes 346 amino acids. Lineage: Eukaryota; Metazoa; Chordata; Lepidosauria; Squamata; Eublepharidae. The record is from RefSeq and is a predicted model, not a curated record. Gene Ontology annotation, biological process: establishment of mitotic spindle orientation; mitotic centrosome separation; regulation of neuron projection development. Gene Ontology annotation, molecular function: microtubule binding. The transcript has 10 exons. Gene Ontology annotation, cellular component: kinesin complex; kinetochore; centrosome.